AUGACUCAUUAAUUAUCAAACAUUGAAAAAUUAAAAUAGUAACUUCAUCUUUAACAUUAAGUUAAAGAAAUAUUAUCAAAGGAAUAUGUAGAUCUAUAAGAUAAAGAACAUUUUUAAGUAUAAUAAGAUCAAUCAUAAGGUUAUUGUUGGAGUUCUGGAGAAAUCAAAAAAGUUAAGAAAUGGCAACGAUUUAUAAUUAUUAGCCAUGGCAUUCUCAUCAAUUAAAUAUUUUUAAGAGAUGAGCAAGACAACCAGUUAGGAUGAAAUGCUAAAUUUAUUUAGAGUAUCAAUAUUACUUAAUAAAGGAAUUACAAUAUAUUGAAGUACCUGCCAGAAGAACUUUAUUUCGCUUGGGAGAUAUAGGAAAGAAUUUUUAUAUAAUUUUGAGUGGUUCAGUUUGGGUAUUUAAAACCUUCAUCAUUUUAGGUCUUGGUUGCUAAAUCAGGUUUAUAGAGUGGUACAUUCACAAAAAAAGAUGAGAACAAUAACGAUAAAAUAGAAAUAGAUGAAGGAACCUUUUAAGUAUAUAAAAUAUAAAUUCAAUUAAGGACGAAUUUGAAUUCAUGGAAUUGGAUGAUGAGAGUAUGUUAACUUAGAAAUAUCCAAAUUUAAUGAAAGUAGGUUAAAUAGCAGCAGGUGGCUCUUUUGGUGAAAUAGCUCUUACUAACUUUAUCCCAAGACAAGCUACUAUUGUUUGCAAAGAGAAUUCCUAAUUCAUUACAUUAUCAAGAGAAGCCUUUAAUAAAUUUCUAUGUACAGACUAUUUAAUUAUAAUAAUAUAGCUGAAUAUUAUAAUAGAAUCCAAUAAAAGAAUUUUGAGUUUCUUAAAUCCAUUCAGAUAUUUAAAGGUUGGAAUGAUGCAGAAUUAAGUUAAAUGCAAUAUCAUCUUUAACCUUUAGAAUAUUGUUAUGAUACUUUAAUAUAUAAAGAAGGAGAAUUUGUGAAGUAAAAUAAUCUAUAUAUAUUAUAUAUAGAGGUGUUUAUUUUGUAUUAGAAGGAUAAAUAGAAAUUACUUAAAAUGCAAAAAAUGAAUUUCAUUUUGAUUAACAAUAUGGUCGAAAAUUAUAGAGAUCAUAUAGUAAUGUAUGUAAAUUCUAUUCAAGGUCAAAAGAAUAUACAAUUAAAAUUAAAUAGAUGUGGAUAUGGAUAAUUAUUUGGAUAUUUAGAAAUAGUAUCUAAUUAAGAAUUUCGUUAAUCAAAAGCUGUUUGUUUAACUGAAAAAUCUAAAAUGUUAUUCUUACCAGCAGAUGUAUUAAUUUAAUAUUAAAUUUAGAGAUUUAAAUUAUAUUGUUGUAAUGGAUCAACAUUGACUGAAUUGAAUAAAAUGAUUGAAAAGUUAGAUGAAAAUAAGAGAAUUUCUAAGGAAAUAUUUUUAGGUAAUUCAUAUCAACAUUCAAGUGGAUUUGAUUUUUUGACUUAAUCACCUAAUUAUUUAAUUAAAACAUAGGAUGAAGAUGAAAAAUUUGCAUUAGUAAAUAAAACAUAAUAAAAUGGUUAAUCAUCUCAUAAAAUAAAUCAUUCUUAAAAAAAUACAGAGAGGAAAUCUCAAAAAGCUGUUUAAGAAAUUUUAGGCAAGAUAUAACAUUAACCUUCUAAUAUUUAAAAUUAUUAUGAAUUUAUCUCAUCUCAUUCAAAGGAAAAGAAACUAGAACUCACUUUUGAAUGUCCAUUAAUUGAGAUUCAAUAAAGUAGAAAAGCAAAGAUUCUAUAAUAAUAAUUAUAACAUUAAUAAUAAACUUAUCACUCAAAAACACCAAGUUAAAACAUUGAUUCAAGAGUAUGUUUGAUUUAGAGUUUAAAACUUCCUAAAUUAUUUAAAAAAAAAAAGAACAAAGAAGAUGUUUAAUUAUAAGUAUAUAAAUUUGUAAGAUAAUAAAACUAAAGUGUUUAGCUUUAUUGA
Paramecium primaurelia is the source of this 1900-nucleotide messenger RNA. The record is from the annotation of a GenBank genome assembly. Lineage: Eukaryota; Ciliophora; Oligohymenophorea; Peniculida; Parameciidae.